This is a messenger RNA of Rubroshorea leprosula, 548 nucleotides long. Lineage: Eukaryota; Viridiplantae; Streptophyta; Magnoliopsida; Malvales; Dipterocarpaceae. The record is from the annotation of a GenBank genome assembly.
ACUUACCACUGCUUGAUCCACUAGAUUGCAAGAAGAAAAAUGUGUUAAAGUGCUUCAAAGGGAAGAAUGGAGGAAAGGGAGCAAGAACAAGUCGUGGGACAAGAGGAAAAUGAAAAUGAAAGGAGAAAGACCAAAAUGAAAGCAGAAGGGCGGGUCGACAGGGCAAUAGGGAAACUUACCGACAAAACCCACAUUGCUACAGAAAAUAAAAGCUGCAACACCAGUGGUCAGCAGCCGGAUUCGCGGGGAGUUGCUGAAUGGCAAAUUACCGACAAGGAUUAUGUCGGAAAAUUUCAUCAAAAAGCUGCACUCCCUGAUGCAGGGAGCCAACUAGUUGGCGGGGGCGUGCUUCUCGUCGGUGAUGUGCCUUUCCGUCCUUCCCCCACUGGCCGGAGUGGUGGCUGCAAUUACUGACAAGUAACACGUAUGUAUAAACUUAAAUUACCGACAAGUGUUACGUCUGUACAAUAAAUAAUAUAUCUUACUGGCAUUUCUAUUGUUUCUCAUGUUGUAGACUUAAUUCUUGUUAGUAAAAUGAUGCUUCACUG